Molecule: messenger RNA, 2670 nt
Organism: Alternaria metachromatica
Lineage: Eukaryota; Fungi; Ascomycota; Dothideomycetes; Pleosporales; Pleosporaceae
Exons: 7
Coding region: 1-2670 (889 amino acids)
Biological process (GO): chitin catabolic process; carbohydrate metabolic process
Cellular component (GO): extracellular region
Molecular function (GO): chitinase activity; chitin binding
Source: RefSeq, a predicted model, not a curated record
AUGACUACUUCCAAGUUCUCAUCUAACAGACCGAUACCUGCGAUCACUCUCCAAUUGGCCACCGACGAUCAGAGCGCGCAGUACAGUCAACCGCUACCUCAUGGCGAUUUUGAGGAGCUCAAAGAAGCGGCAAACGAAGACAGGGACCUCAAGAUACGUAUCCGGAAGUUACGCGUUAUAUCGCGCUCCCUCGCCCUCUUCAUCUCUAUCGCAGUUCUCGUCCUCACGGCUCUUACCCUGCACAAGUUUCUCAGCACACGCAGUAUCCACCGCGUCGUCCGACUACCCAGUGGUGAGAAUAUAUUACGAACGCCCUGGGCGAAGAAUACACGGGCAUGGCCAACGUACAUGUACUUUGGCGUCGCGGCCGUCUCCGUAAUACUCAACUUCGCAACGAUCUUUUCGUACAAGUGUGGUAUCGAACAGGCUAAUGUAGCCGCUGUUGUCACGAGUACCUUUAGCUGGGUCAAUAUGCUGGGGAACUUCAUUGUGUGGUGUGUAGCCGCUACUGUGUAUCGCACCGAGAAGGAUAAAGAUGGGAAGAGCGAUGAACUUUGGGGCUGGACGUGUAGUAGUGGUGCGAGGGCAAUUCAAAAAGAGUUCGUGGGUGACAUUGACUUUGGCAGUUAUUGUAAUGUGCAGUGUGCAGAGUGCGAGUUGUGGACACGAUCGUUACCAACAUGGCUAUGCGCCACCAUCUUUCUACUCACUGCUCUCGCUUCUUCCCAGGAGACGCAAGACGAGUGUGAUCGAGAAUGCUUGCUUCUCAGGGUUGAGACGCUUGAACGAGAGUAUGCGAAGAUAGAGCAAGCUCUGUUCCCCGGUGGCGAUGCUUAUUCUUCGUAUGCAGCUCAGUCGUACUCUCCAACACCUGCUGCCUACACCGCAACUCCAAGCUCAUCAAGCAAAUCCUACACCACCUUUGGCACAUCUGGUCUGCCCUACAGCUUCGUUGUUUCCUCAACAUCCGCUUUAACAUCUAUCGUCUCCACCGCAACGCCGAGUUCAUUGAGCCAAUACUACACCACCUUUGGCACAUCCGGUCUGCCUCAAAGUUCAGCCUACAGCUUCAUCGAUUCCUCAUCAUCCAUCCUAACGUCUACCGUCCCCACCACAGUGCCGAGCUCAUCAAACGAAUACUAUGCUAGCUUUAGCACAUCCGACUUUCCUCAAAGCUCUGCCUCGACCUGGGUUGUGUCCUCCUCGUCCAUAGUCACCAGCUAUGUGACUACGCAACCUUCAGUCUCAGCUACGCCUUCAUACGCAACGACUCCACCCCAAAGUUCAGCCUCUACCUUUGUUGUUCCCUCCUCAUCCAUAGUCACAAGCUAUGUGAUCACGCAGCCCUCAGUCCCAGCCACGCCAUCAUACGCCAUACCCCCACCAGAGCCCACAGCAAGCGACACACCACCCGAACCCACCAACCCCAACAUCCCCACCCACCCCGGCUACCGCUCAGUAGCCUACUACGGAAACUGGGACAUCUACGCACGCAACUUCCAACCCCAGCAGAUACCCGCAGAGCGACUCACCCACCUCCUCUACUCCUUCGCCGACAACAAGCCCGACGGCACCGUCUUCCUCACCGACACAUACGCUGACGCGGAAAAGCACUACCCGACUGAUUCCUGGAACGACGUAGGCAACAAUGUCUAUGGAUCGAUCAAGCAGCUUCAGAUCCUCAAGGCGAAGAAUAGGAACUUGAAGGUGUUGCUCAGUGUAGGUGGUUGGACGUAUACGAACGUUGCCAAGCACAUGGAUGGACCUAUGGCUACGGCUGCGGGUAGGCAACUCUUUGCGUCGUCUUGUGUGGAGUUGAUUCGCGACUACGGCUUCGAUGGCAUUGAUGUGGAUUGGGAGUAUCCUACCGACAAGGAGCAAGGCGGGCAGUUGCUUGCACUGUUGAAGGAGAUCAGAAGUCAGAUGGAUGAGUAUGCCGAUACACUUGUGUACGAGGAUGAGUCUGGACGCGAGCUGAAGCCCAAGUUCCUCUUGACUAUCGCUUCGCCGGCGGGAGAGAAGAACUACAAGCACCUGCCCUUGAAAGAGAUCAGUGCGGUCACAGACUUUAUCAAUCUGAUGGCAUACGACUACGCCGGCUCCUGGGAUAAUCAGACUGGCCAUCAAUCGAACCUUUACCCUUCGACCUCGACUCCCCUGAGCACGCCCUUCAAUACAGCUUCCGUUCUGGCCGCCUACAGCGCCGCGGGCGUUCCUUCCUCCAAGCUCAAUCUUGGCAUGCCGCUUUACGGUCGCUCCUUCACCAACACUCAGGGUCUAGGAACGUCGUUCAGUGGCAUCGGCACCGGAUCAUUCGAGCGAGGCGUCUACGACUUCAAGGACUUGCCCCUUGCAGGUGCACAGGAGUACUACGAUGAAGAGGCUGGCGCAACGUACAGCUACGACGAAGCGAGUGGCGAGUUCGUCAGCUAUGAUACUGUGGCCAUGGCGCUCAAGAAGGUCGACUACAUUGCAGAACAAGGGUUGGGUGGCGCAAUGUGGUGGGAGAUCAGCGGUGACAGGACAGAUGACAGCGGGAGCAUCGUGACAAACGUUGUCGAGAAGAUGGGCGGCGGGAGUGGUGCAGGCAUCGAGUCAUCGCCCAAUUGGCUACUGUAUCCCGACUCCAAGUUCGACAACUUGAGGAAUGGCGUGUCAACGACACCAUAG